UGUCGUACGCAGUGCAAGAAUUGGUUAUUCAGUGUACCCCAAACGAUAGCUCCCAGAAAUAGGCUAAUUAUAGCCAGAAAAUAGUGCCAUUGCUUUGUGAUCCAGCAAAAGUGAACUCAUAUUCAUCGGUGAUACGUAAAACUCCUACAUCAUUGCCGGCGCAGAGAAGACAGUGCGUGAAGAAAUCAUCUUGUACGCCGCUACCUUCCGCCAUUUUUGUUGGCUGUGUGCAUUAUCGAUUUUUCACAUCCGUGCUCCGGUUACCGUUUGGCUGCUACUGCUGCUACCACCGAAAAGCAUCCACUGUUUCAUCGUCGGUCGGCGUUUUGCACGUAUAAGUGCAGCAAAAAUCUUUCGCCUCGAGAGCCCCGUUUUCUGUGCCGUUUCCGCAUCUCCGACGACAUCGAACGUUCGCUACCACUCCACACCAACCCUCCCCACAAGCCGCCUACGAGAAUCGCCCACACACGACGUCGACGUCAAACACGUCGAAGAACUACUACUGCGCUACUACUCUCCUCCUACACAUCCCACUCGUCGACGCAUGGGGAUUAUUCGCACGCAACGACGACCGUAAUCAUCCCCGCCAACGCGGUCACCUGCGCCAACCGGUGACAUUUUAGGGAUUGAGAGCGAGCAAGAGCGUCCUCGAGCGGCUUCUCGACUACUACGACUCCUUCGACAACGCAACUGCUUCGAAAGCUGCACCAGCGCGCGCGCCUUCUUCGAUCUGUGCGUAAGCAAAUAGCGACACUCCUAGAGAUCAUAUAGUGGGCAAUCCUGUGUGUUUGUUGGGGUAAAAGAGAGAGAUAGAGAGCGAGAGAGCGAUAGUGGGCGAGGUGGUGUGAUAAAAAACAAUCCUGUUUGAUUUGAUUUGAGCAGCCACAACAACAACAACAACAACAGCGGUUACCACACAGACGACCUCUGCGCGAAAGCAUAAUGGGCGAUCAGAAGGGUACACGUGUCUACGUCGGCAACCUCACCGAUAAAGUGAAGAAGGAGGAUCUCGAGGGCGAAUUCACCAAGUACGGUAAAUUGAACUCUGUCUGGGUAGCUUUCAAUCCACCAGGUUUCGCAUUCAUCGAGUUCGAAAACAAGGAUGAGGCGGAAACGGCCUGCGACAAUCUGAACGGGCAGGAUAUCCUUGGCUCGAAGCUACGUGUCGAAAUCUCGAAGGGACGCCGCAAUCCGCGGGGUGCCACACGGGGCUUCCGUGGGCCGCCCGGUCGGAAUGGUGGCAGCGGAAGCAGCGGAGCCGGCGGUAGUAGCGGUAGCUUCCGGAACGGCUCGCGUGGCGGUUUCCGUGAUGGGGGAGGCUCGAGCUAUCGCAGCGGCAGUGGAGGUGGUGGUAGCGGCGGUGGAGGCAGCUUCCGUGGGGGAAGCCGCAGCUCCGGCCGCUUCGACGGUGGUUACGGUAGCAGCGGUGGUGGUGGCGGCGGCGGCGGUCGCUCCACUGGCGGUGGCUACAGUCGUGAUGGUGGUGGACGCGACGGAGGUUAUGGCAGCAGCAGCGGAAGCUUUGGUGGUGGCGGCGGCGGUGGUAGCUACGGUGGUGGCCGCAGCAGUGGUGGUGGCGGUGGUGGUCGCUUCCGGUCGCGGUCACCGGUCGGUGCUCGCGGGCGAUACUAAACUGUCGUAUCGGAUCGAACACGCGGCUGACCGAGCUCAAACGGCGAAUGUGUAGAGCCGGAACCGUGUUCCCCCAUACUUCUUCCUACGGUCAGUUUUGUAAUGCAGAAACUGUGUCUGCAAACCGCGUGACGACGAGAGAGUAAUGGCGAGUUUUUUGUCGAUGAAAGUGUCUAUUUCAGUGUAGCAUUUAAGAAACAAAUCAGACAACCAACAACCAAAUGUAAAUUUCUUGGUCAUCGAUAGCAUCUCUCCCGUUCCUCUGAGGCACGGUAUUUUCAUUUUAGAGUGUAAGACAAAGGGUUUAAUGCCCACCAAAACGAUCAAACCGGUAUCGUGCUUAAUUUUAGGUCGGAAAACUUGAUUAUAAUUAUUUAUGACGAGUGCGAAUUCAUAUGAGCAGAUAACCCAACCCAAUCAUCGAUCAGAAAAGUCCCACACAAAACUCCAUCACAAAAGAGGUCUGUGACCAACGAUAUCUUGUUUACCCUUAUUUGGUAACGAGGAAAACAUGCGCCCGAUUUGGCCCGAUGUAGGGAACUUUUCAAUACCAGUCUCGAAAUCUAAUUCCUAUUAAUUUAGAACCCUGAGUAAAAGGAGGUCACAUUUUCUAAAAAUACAUUAAAAUAGCUUUUAAGUAUCCAGUUCGAACUCCAUUCAUUUGUUUCGGGUUGAAAAGGUCGUUAAAUCCCCUAGGAAAGGAAUAUCAUUGUCACUCAGCGCUUGAAAAAUUACAUAAUUAUUAGUAUAUGAUUCUGUUGAGGGAUAUUUUAUCCGCAAUCAGUCAACUUUUUUCCUACCAAUGAAUUAAAUAGAUUGAUCGCGGGUGAGUGUUUCGUUUAAAGAAAUCCUGUUGUGAACGAGAGCCAAAAAUCGUUGUAGUAGUCGUUAAGGCACAUUUAGGGAGAGAGAGAUAUUUGCAAACAUCUAGGCACAAACAACCAUACCCCAAAAGCAACGUAUUUAAGCGAUACAACGAGGUAUCCCUUCCCACUUUACUUGAACUAGUUUGAGUUGCACUGUAAAGGGCCAAUGAAUUCAUGAAAUGUGUCUCGAAUGCUUUUAAACCUCCUAGUGCUGGAGGUAUUUUUUGUUUGAUUUUCUUUCUUUACGAUACAAACAAGCACACAAACCUGGCCAGCAAUAAUAUGUGGUAAUUAAUAAAGUCCUUAUGAUGGGAAAAUGUAGACAAGUGCUAGCUUUUACAUUGAUGACGCGGUCGGCGAUCAUCAAGGGCAGUUGUGUGUGUGUACGACGAAGAUAGCAUGCCCGACUGGUGAUCUCAUAUGUAGGGUCGAAGGGAAAACAACCUGUUAUCUGUGUCUCUAAACCAAAAGGGUAUUUAUGGCUUAAAACCCUGAAUUGUAUGAGGGUGGUCCUUCUUCCUUCUGCAGUAUAAUAAAAUUUUAAAUAAC
This is a messenger RNA of Anopheles coustani, 3047 nucleotides long. It is a transcript of the gene Rsf1, whose product is annotated as RNA-binding protein Rsf1. Lineage: Eukaryota; Metazoa; Arthropoda; Insecta; Diptera; Culicidae. Gene Ontology annotation, molecular function: RNA binding. The record is from RefSeq and is a predicted model, not a curated record. The transcript is spliced from 2 exons. Bases 943 to 1632 code for a protein of 229 amino acids.